AAUCGGACGAAGAGCCUGAUGAACCUUUUCAAGAUUCAGGUUCUGAAUAUCUUCCAAGCGAGUCUGAGUCUAUCUCGGAGCUAAACAUGUCCCAUGAGUUUGACGCUGAGCCCCAAAACACUGAAAAUGAUGCAGAGCAGCAGAAGAGCUCUCGUAAGCGCGUAAGAAAUGAAAACAAGUGGAAACGCAAUGUGACAAAAACUAAAAGGAAUCUUGGAGAAGCAUACAUAAGUAGGAGAUCAAAAAAACUUGUUCCCGCAAAAGUUUUUAAUAAUGUAGACAACUGCUGUACAGAUCUUUGUUGGCAAAAGAUUCUCCCAGAGCGACAAAAGGCUAUUUUCCAAGCAUUUUACAAAAUUGAAUCAUUUGAUUUGAAGUCGGCUUACCUUUUUUCUUGCGUCGAUGUUGUGAAUAAAUCAAGAGUCUAUACCAACAAUGGUAAUACUUCCAGACGACAAAAGACCCGUUUAUUUUAUUUACAAGAUGACACAGGUAACAAGAUAAAAGUAUGUAAAAGCUUUUUUAAAGGGGUACUUAAAGUCUCAGAUGGCAGAAUAACCAGAAUUUUGGUCAACAAAUCAAAAGUCAUGCCUGCUCCGACAGAUGGUAGGGGAAAACAGCCUUCUGCUAACAAAACGCCGGAUCAUAAAGUUGAUAAAGUUAAAGAAUUCAUUGAAAGGUUUCCAAGCUAUCAGUCACACUAUUCCAGGAAAAAAAAUCCACAUCGGAGAUACCUAGCCCCAGAUUUGAAUUUGAGUAUAAUGUAUGACCUCUAUAAGAAACAACUAAGUUUAAAAGACGAACAACCUGUAUCAAAAUACAUAUUUCCUGAAAUAUUUUCAAAACAAUUCAAUCUUCACUUUCAUGCACCUGUUUCUGAUUCUUGUAAAAAAUGUGACUUAUUGCAAAAUAAAUUAAAAUUUGAAAUGGACGUCGAAAAAAGACAAAGUUUAACAACUGAAAUGGAAUUACAUCAAAGAAAAGCUCAGAGUGCCCGAGAGGGAAUGAAAUCUGAUGCUGUUGUGGCGAAAAAUAAUUCAGAGGUAACUGCAAUUGCUUUUGAUCUAAUGAAAACUCUUCCGACGCCAGUAAUCUCCACCGGAAUUAGUUAUUAUAAAAGGCAACUCUGGACUUAUUGUUUGGGCAUACAUAACUUGGCUACCAAAGAGUCAUUCAUGUACAUCUGGAAUGAAUCCAUUGCAUCUAGAGGUCCCCAGGAAAUUGGUUCGAGCUUGCUGCAUUUUAUUAAGAAUCAAGUUAAAACAAAAAAAUUAUUGAUGUACUCGGACCAAUGCGGUGGCCAAAAUAGAAACAUCAAAAUGGCACUACUAUGCAAUUAUAUUGUUUCCUCUCAUGAUCUCAUUGUUGAAGAAAUUAACCACAAAUUUUUAGUCAGUGGACACUCAUACCUACCGUGUGACCAGGAUUUCGGACUGAUUGAAAAACAAAAGAAAUAUUUCAAAGACAUCUAUGUGCCAGAUAGCUGGGAAACCGUUGUUAAGGCAGCAAGAAAAAAGGUUCCUUUUAAAGUUGUUCAGAUGACAGUCACAGAUUUUUACUCUACUGUUAAUUUAGAGAAGAAUAUAACGAAUCGAAAAAUUUCCGAAAAUAAAUUAAAAGUAGAAUGGAUGAAAAUCCAGUGGCUGCUCUUUAAAAAGUCGGAUCCGCUUAAAAUCUAUUUUAAAUACUCAAAUCAAGAUUUUGCUCCAUUUGAUUCAGUUGACGUGUCUAAAAGGAACUCUUCUAACAGUUUUAAAGAGCUGAAUCUGUUAUAUCCAAAAGGACGUAAAGUUGAUAUCAAAAAGAAAAAGGACCUAUUGGAUCUUGUAUGUUUUAUUCCCCCCAUUCAUCACGAGUUCUAUCAAAACCUGAAAACUACGCAUGAUCAAGACGAUGAGAUUUAUUCUGAUAGCGAUGAAAGUGAAUGUGAAAAUUAG
Acanthoscelides obtectus is the source of this 1937-nucleotide messenger RNA. The record is from the annotation of a GenBank genome assembly. Lineage: Eukaryota; Metazoa; Arthropoda; Insecta; Coleoptera; Chrysomelidae.